This is a messenger RNA of Protomyces lactucae-debilis, 888 nucleotides long. RefSeq names its product glycoside hydrolase superfamily. The record is from RefSeq and is a predicted model, not a curated record. Lineage: Eukaryota; Fungi; Ascomycota; Taphrinomycetes; Taphrinales; Protomycetaceae. Gene Ontology annotation, molecular function: glucan endo-1,3-beta-D-glucosidase activity; 1,3-beta-glucanosyltransferase activity. Bases 1 to 888 code for a protein of 295 amino acids. Gene Ontology annotation, biological process: cell wall organization; carbohydrate metabolic process. The transcript has a single exon. Gene Ontology annotation, cellular component: fungal-type cell wall; extracellular region; cell surface.
AUGAAGACACGUUUCACCCUCCUUGCACUCCUCUCUGCCGCAUCAGCCACCUACACAGGCUACAACCUCGACGCACAACGCGCAGACGGACAAUGCAAGACCCCGCUAGACUGGGCAGCAGAUCUCGCUGCCAUCCGUACCUUCCCCAACCCAACCGGCGGUGACCUUGCAGUACGCGUGUUUGCCAGUAGUGACUGUGGAACACUCUGGAACAUCGCUCAACCUGCCAUGGAUGCAGGCAUUCGUGUCCUUGCCGGUGUCUGGGCAUCUGACAUUGACAACCACUUCAGCAGGGAGAAGGACGCAUUGAAUGGCGUCAUACAGCUGUAUGGGUGCGGAUUCCUUGCCGCGGUUUCCGUUGGCAGUGAAGACUUGUAUCGUCAAGAGAUCCCUGCUUCUCGACUUGCCGAGCAAAUCUACGAUGUUCGAGGAAUGGUACGACAGUAUGGUGGCGCUUGUGCAUCUGUUCUCAUCACACACACGGAUACUUGGACUGCUUGGGUGGAUCCUGCCAACACUCCUGUCAUCAAUGCUGUGGACUUCCUCUCCAACGAUGCCUACCCGUACUACCAAGGAGCAAACAUCAUCGACGGUGGCGCAACACUCGCUACAGCUAUCAACAAUGUCCGUGCAGUAGCUGGAGGCAAGCCAGUUUGGGUGGGAGAGACAGGAUGGCCGACUGCAGGCGCGAUCAAUGGUCAAGCUGUUCCAAGCGUUGACAACCUGCAAUCUUACUACCGUCAAGCUGUGUGUCCUGGUGGACCUUUGCAUGAUAUCAACUACUUCCUCUUUGGUGCGUUCGAUCAUGCGAACCGUGCAGAGGGCGUGGAGCAGAGUUUUGGCUUGGCGAAUGUCAACAGGCAACUCAAGAUCAGCAUGACUUGCUAG